This is a messenger RNA of Trematomus bernacchii (emerald rockcod), 1843 nucleotides long. It is a transcript of the gene plvapb, whose product is annotated as plasmalemma vesicle associated protein b. The record is from RefSeq and is a predicted model, not a curated record. Gene Ontology annotation, cellular component: caveola. Lineage: Eukaryota; Metazoa; Chordata; Actinopteri; Perciformes; Nototheniidae. Bases 315 to 1499 code for a protein of 394 amino acids. Gene Ontology annotation, biological process: regulation of vascular permeability; positive regulation of cellular extravasation. The transcript is spliced from 8 exons.
UGGAAGUGUGUCUCCAGCAGCGUUUAUAAACAUGGCCCCUUUACACACCUAGGGGUCAUUGUUUACAUCCAUUCAUACAUGCCAUUUCUGCAUGUACGUUUCUGUACCCUGGCAGUGUGACAGAGCUAUAGAAGACGGACCAUCAUCCCACAUCUGGCUUUCCUUCCAGUUCUGCUCCACAGAGUCCACUUGAUGCCUCAGCACCUGAUCUGCAAAGAUCACAUCUGAACGGAUACCUUGUGGAUUUUUGGCAAAAAAGAGUUCCUAUUUAGAUCUUUCCAGAACCAGCUUCCACCAUUUCUCCUCCAGCCGCCAUGUACAGCUCCAACUACUCCCGGGCCAAGUUUGGCCUGGAGGCAAGGCAGCCCCUGCACAAACACAAAGGAAAGAGCUGCGGCUACUACAUGAGGAUCGUCUUCUUCUUCUCCUCUCUGAUCCAGUCCCUCAUCAUCGUCAGCCUGGUGCUCUUCCUCAUCUAUGGACAGCCAGAGAAGUCAGCCGAGGAGAAGAGAGUCGAGGACCUGGAGGUGAACUUCAACAGGCUGAGUGAGAACAACAUCCAGCUGAGGAAGGAGAAGGGCGAGCUGGGAGUUAAGCUGGGAGCUCGCACCGGAGAGAAAGCUGCUCUGGAGACAGAGCUGGCCAAGCUGAAGACUGACACCAACAAGACAGAGUUUAUCCUAAAAGAUAAAUUAGCUACCUGUGAGAGAACGAGUGCAUCGACAAUCACAAGCAUGAUGUCACGUCGUAUCACCCCUCCGAUCCAGACCCCUCCUGUCACUAACAGCGGUGAAAUGAAGACUCUUCAGACCCUGAACGCCCAGCAGAAAGCCAUGAUCAACCUGAUUGUGGCGAACUUCACCCAGACGGUGCAGUACCUGAGCCUGGAGAGAGACAACGCCCUCAAAGACAGAGACAUUCACCACCAGGACGCCAUCGCCCUGCGCAGGGGGAACACCAUGCUGACGGAGCAGCUCACCACCUACACCAAGAAAUGCAAGGAGGACUUUGCCCACUCUUUGGACGGGAUCAAAACGGUGACCAGAGAUUUCCUGACCAAGAUCAACAACCUGUUUCCCCACCAGCUGACCUUUCACCUCACCUGCGACAGCCAGCAGGAGCGGAUGGAGAAGAUCAGGAACAAAUGCACUAACCUGUCCAGAGAUGUGGAGAAUAAGUUCCAGCUGUAUUUGGACAAUGUGGGCAACAAGGUGGCUGAGAUCCAAGCCUUGUCCAGUAGUCUGGAGGUGCAAAACUCACAUGCGAUCUCUGAACUGGAGCAGUGUAAACUCACUCGUAAAGAGGCGGCCGCGGAGUCAGCCAAUCAGGUGCAGCUCAAACAGAAGACUCACGAUAACCAGGUGGAGAAGUUACUGAUUGAGCAGAACCUGCUGAGGGAUCAGAAGAAGCUGCAGGAAGACACUUUGGCCCUGAGAGACAGAGAGCUUCAGAACCUCCAGCGAACGAUCUCUGCUCAGCCCAAUACCAAGGGGAGAUGAAAUGAACUUGCAGACUGAAGAAACAUUUGUCAACAUUUUGCCUUUAAAUCUUCAAAAAAAGACAUGUAUAUAUUCUGUAUACAACAAACUUUAAUUUGUACAUAAUAAAGAGUCCAUAUUAAUGACUUGCUGUUGUUGGACUGUGCAUGCUUUGUUUAGCUCUGCUUGGAUUAGAAUAUGAAUUGGUGUUUAAGUUUAAACAUUGGUUGAAAAGCCUUGGUACCAACCAAGGUAAAUGUAAAAAUGUCAAUUACACUGGUGUAAAUAUUUGUCUUGUUAUGUUUGUUGUACUGUAAAUCUUUUAUUUGGAAAUAAAAUGAAGCAGAAACUGACUCAAUCCUGAA